Besnoitia besnoiti is the source of this 414-nucleotide messenger RNA. RefSeq lists its product as uncharacterized. NCBI's taxonomy places the organism in Eukaryota, Apicomplexa, Conoidasida, Eucoccidiorida, Sarcocystidae. Bases 1 to 414 code for a protein of 137 amino acids. The transcript has a single exon. The record is from RefSeq and is a predicted model, not a curated record.
AUGAUGCCAGCGUCUGCACCCCUGGUGGCGGCCAUGGGAUCUCCAACGGCACCGCGCGAAGUGGGGACCUCCCCUGGCAUGGCCACGUCAGAGGCUGCUGCCGCAGCCGCCGGGAUGACAGCGAAUUCCUGUGGACCCGAAGACUCAUCCGUUUUCAGUGCAAAUCCCGUCAUGGCGGGCGAAUGCCGUAGACUGUUUCCUUCUCUUGAGUUCGUGUUGGCAAAUGACGGGAGCUUCACCGACUGGCUGAAAAGCAUGGAAGUCUACCACUUGGUUGAGCACGCGUUGGACAAGAACCAGGAUUGCCGGGACUUCAACAGCAAAAGAAUUGAGGGUCUCCUUCUUUUGAAGGUUAGAAGCUGGUGGCGUCUGGAUCACCAGCAGACUGCCCGCCAGGAGCUGCAGAUGCCUUAG